UCCGAGUAGCCAAUCCAAUGAAGCUUUCACACGUUGCAGAUACUCAGCCUCGUGGCUGCCUAAACCACAGUCGACCCGAAUGUUCGUGACGCCCGUGACCUUCACCGCACCUCAACUCCACUAUCGCGUCUUUCGUAGCUCGACACUAUCAUGAUAGGUUACCUUCGAGCCCCAUUCGCGCACUGCCAUUAGCAGGUAGAGCCUAUAUCUCCCGCGCGACGAGCGACAACUCGACCGAACCACGAUACCAGCGUACUUUUCAUCAUCAUGGACACCUCGCAAGCAGUCGUACCUCAGCCCCCACAUUCAGCUUCGCACUUGAGACCUGAAGAACCUGAUAGCCUUCUUCCAAGUCUUAGCGCGCAUGUGUACCAAUCUAUUGAUUCAGAGAAUGGGGAGAUUCGUCUACUCGAGGUGUUACCCGGGCGCUACAACGAUGUGAUCAAGAUCAAUCUCUACGCGAAAAACCUCAACGACAAACCGACAUACGAAGCACUUUCUUACGCGUGGGGUACCAUACCUAGCUCAAACCGAGCCAUCAUCAACUGCUGUCCAGUACCUGUGAGAGAAAGCCUUGAUUUGGCACUUAGACGUCUCCGAAACCCCAAUCAAUCUCGCAUACUAUGGAUUGACGCUCUGUGCAUCAACCAAAGCGACACCAGGGAAAGAUCACAUCAAGUCCAGCAUAUGGCUACCAUUUAUAAGUCUGCGACUACGGUGGUGAUAUGGCUUGGCGAAUGGCAGGCUCUCGAAAAAUGCUCAGACUUUCCAACCAAACCAGAAUGUCAAACGAUGUGGAUACGACACCUGAACCGCUCGAUCAAUCUCAUGUUUGUUCCCGGCGAGUCUGAUCCACAUCAUCUUCAUCUGUGGCAGCACGCUCUGGAGAUUAGUAGGCUACCCUGGUUCCGCCGUCUUUGGAUUAUUCAAGAGCUCUUAUUAGCCUCCUCCCAACCAAAGUUCAUGAUUGGCGAUUGCGUGGUUAACUCGAGCGACUUGUUUACAGCCUUGAAAGGAGUUCUAUCGGUCCUUUUACAAGAUAGAUACUCUUACAGGUUGAAGCGCGAGCAAACGACGCCAGGGUUAGGGACACUUCCUCGUUCCUCAACAUCACAAGCGAUGGGACCAAAUCAAUCGUUUCACCAUUUGCUGAUGUUGCACAAAAUGCUAGAGAGCUUCCUGGACUCUGGUGGAGCAAGCCUCUAUGAGUACUCGGUAUUGUCACGAUACGCUAUGGCUACAGACUCACGAGACAGAAUUUACGGUUUGCUUGGCAUCGUCAAAUCUUACGUGGCUGAGCCUAUAGUACCCGAUUACACAAAGGCUUGGCCACAAGUUCUCGCUGAGGCGACGAUAGUGAUGAUCUCAGAAGAUGGACAAUUUCCUUACAUGAGUGAUGAGUUUGCUUUUCCUUCUGCGGAUCGACCCCAAGAAGGCUAUCAUACACCUUCGUGGGUGCUAGACUUUUCCCAAUCGAUUUCAGGCCAUGGAUCAAUCGACUUUCCAAGCUACAAUAUAGACAGGCUAAGUUCAGAAGUGAUCGAGCGCCGACGAAAGUCACUACGUCUGUCGGACGAUUUUCGAACGCUUUAUAAACACGGAUGGUAUUUUGGAAGCAUUAACAGAACUUACUUUUUCACACCGGAAGACUCUCUCAGAAGCCCUGGGGAGAUUGCCAUGGAAUCGGCGGCUGGACUGUACGACUUUUAUCAUGAGGCCUUGAAGCCGAGCGAUAUAACACCGAAUCUCCUUUAUGAAGCUCUAAUCAAGAGGCACUACUUCGGCUUUAGUCUUGAAGAAUUCACCUCUUCUUUACUAGGCCAUAGAGAUGAUUUCCUACUAUCAUAUCGAGAUGGAAGUCCAAGCUUGUUCUCGCAUCGUCGGCAGAGUGUGGGUGGGCACCCGUUCAGCGUAUUCCUUACCGAUAAGGGCUAUGUCGGAUACACAUGGCUUGACGAAAAUUCGGAUAUUCGAGUAGAUGACAUACUUGUCGCUCUUUUCGAACAUCGAAUGCCUUUCAUUCUACGACCAGUCGAGGGAGGUUCCACCUAUCGAAUGGUCAAUCUAGCUCAUGUAUCGGAGCGUAGUGGUAAAUAUUCCCAGUUUUACCAGUUAUCUGGGUUCGAAUUUUACCAACCCCAUGAGGAUCCGCGUGAUUGGGUUUAUGAUGAAGCAGAGGGCUGUUUCGAGUAUGCUAUCGUUUAGGUCUGCCUUGACGCCUGGAAGUCCAGCAGCAACACCAAAAGUCGACCCCACGCGGAUAGUACUAUGGAAACGCACCAACAGUAAACAGCCCCACACGGAGCUCGGACUAGAUUCCCAUUCGGGAGCA
Messenger RNA from Alternaria alternata, 2332 nucleotides. RefSeq names its product HET-domain-containing protein. NCBI's taxonomy places the organism in Eukaryota, Fungi, Ascomycota, Dothideomycetes, Pleosporales, Pleosporaceae. The record is from RefSeq and is a predicted model, not a curated record. Bases 268 to 2205 code for a protein of 645 amino acids. The transcript has a single exon.